CGUCCACCAAGGCCGUCGAGGAGCGUGUAGUGCGACAGUGUUGGUAGGACGCUCUUGUGGAGCUCCAUCGCCGGAUUUUUCCUCUGAACUGUCUCUCCGUUGCUGAACUCGAGGUGAACUCAAGGUUCGGAAUUUGCCAAAACAAAAUAUUUUUCAUGGACAGGAGUAAGCAGUCCUUCUUGUCCGCGGAAUGAUAUCACAAACUAAAGUGACCCCUCCACUCAGACGUUUAGCUGUGAUAGCCAUAUGACUUCCUCUAAAACCCACGGAUCCAUGGACACGAAGCUGGGCGUGAAAAGUUCGGGGCCAACCCGCUAGAGUGCGGGUGUGGCAAAGAAUGGCCAAAGAUCCCGCGGGCUCGAGCAGUUGGUGGGGGAUGCCACGAGUGAUCUCGUCCUUGUGGACAUCGCCGGAGGAGGAAGCCGCGGGGGAGAGCGAGAAGGAGAACAUGGAGGAGUUGGUCGAGAAGCGACGCCGCUCCAUCCGCGAAAGGGACGUCACACCCUUCGACCGAAAGGAGGCUACCGAGAACAGAGUCGUCCGAUCCAACUCCAGCAAGAGCCGGAGCCGAAGUCGAUCGUCGAGUGGCUCGGUCAAGGUCUCCAAGGCCGAGGCUCAAGUCCCGUCCAAGAACGACGAGAACAUCUCCGUAGAAAUCUCCAACAUCAGUUUUUCCUUCUUCAACGAGGAGAACAAACAAGACCUGGCGCUGCUCAACAACCAUUCAACGGAUAAACCAGAGUCUCCCGUCCCGGUCGUCGAGGCUCCCCAAGUGGACAAGCUAGAGAAAGAUCCGGACGAAUCCGACGACCUCUCGUUCUCGUCGACGUUCAGCAGCCCCUACGAUAAGGUCCAGAAGAAGCAGCAAGAACCCGCAGGAACCGUCCCAGACCCACACACCGUGGAGUAUUCAGUGCCCAAGAGAUCUCCGUCCCCUAUCUACUCGUCCAUCAGCAAAGUUACACCGGAAGCGGAAAGCGGGAAAGCGCCGAAACCGGAACUCCCCGAACCGGAUUGGACCCCGAGCACGACCAACAGCUCGGAGACCCCGACCGACUACGUCCACGUCAAAGCGGACGGACACAACUACGAGGACAUCGACCUGAAGGAGUACAUCCAGCACCGGGCCACCGUCAAGACGAACAUGCGGCGCCUGUCCCUGCUCCGCUACCGGCGGAAGCGGUCGUCGAUGGAGGUGCGCUCCAAGGUGGACCGCUUCUGGCGCUACGUGCGCAAGUGGUGGGUCGACGAGCGGGCCAAGAUGCACGAGACGCUCGGGAAAUACCGGAAACAGAAGGAGAAGCCGGAGCCCGGCCCCCAAGUCGAGGAGCUCCAGAGGCCCCAAGUGGAGAGCGUGUCCGACACGGAGAGCUUCGACACUUUCACCGAGGACGAGGCGGAUAAGUUCGACGUGGACACCCACGUGAGUCUCCCGCUGGAUAUCGAGCACCUGCAGGACUACCGCAAGUCGUCUUUGGCCGAGGUGUCCCUCGCUAGCAGGCCCGUCUCCGCGCUGUCCUUCAAGAAACGGAGCCUGAGGAGCCUCAUCGUCAAGAAAGGAGCUUUGAGAGCCAGCACCGAGACCUUGAAAACCAAUCCUGUCUUCAGGAGAAGCCGCCUUUAUCCUGAG
Molecule: messenger RNA, 1630 nt
Organism: Bemisia tabaci
Lineage: Eukaryota; Metazoa; Arthropoda; Insecta; Hemiptera; Aleyrodidae
Source: RefSeq, a predicted model, not a curated record